AUUAUUUCACAAGGAGGGUGUUGAUGAAAAUUAACUUACAAAAACGAAGAACGACACGGGAUUUUUUUUUCAAGAAGAAGAGAGUAAUAGUCGCCUACCUCCAUUGUUGUCACAUCUCGCGUUUAGUAGGCUGAAUUUAGCAGUUAUCAAUUAAGUUAUGUCAGAGGGAGAGGACAGCGGCAUUUUAGGAGGGAAUGGCCCCUUAGAAAUGAAUGUUGUCAGUUUACCCAAGAUGGAUACUGCACAGCUGGAGCAGCUUGGACUUAAUGGACCAGGAAGUGCACUUGGAGCAACAAGUAUAACAUCAUUAGGUACAUCGCAACAUUAUGUAUCAACUACUCUAGCUGGAACACAAGCCCUGCUAGAGAGUGUUGUUACUCAGGGCACACGAACUCCAUUAACUUCAGUGAGUGGAAAUUCAGCUGUUACCUUCACCACAUCAGGCAACAACUCCCAAGAUUCCUACAGUAGUUUAGAGUAUGUAACUCAAAUGCCUUUACCAGAUGACCAACAGGGAAAGUUUCCUGAUGCACUUGUUUCUGUUGAUAAUGUUGCAUUUGUGGAAAUGAAUGAUGCAGCUAUAAAAAGUGCAGCAGUCUCUGCACCUCUAGAACUUUACUUUGAUGUCAUUAAUCCAACGACAACAGCUCCAGUCGCAGCAUCCAGCGUACACCAUGUACGUCAUGAACACCAGACGCCAAAAGCUCAGUUGUUGGAGAGAGCAUACUCUGAUUUCCUUCAGCAACAAGAACAGCAGCAGCAGCAGUUAACUGAUCAAGAUCAGUCCGAUCAUGUAUUACAAGACGUUACGACUGCCAACCUUGUUCAGUUAGAACAUGAAGGACUACCUCAAACUUUACAUGACUAUCGGAAACCUGCAAAAUUAGAGCAUCAGAAGCGACAGAUACUUCAGGUGCAGCAGCAACGGCAGCUUCAGACGCAGCAGCUCCCAAGGCAAAUUCAGCAGCAGCAGCAGCAUACAGAACAACAUAACCAGCAAAGGCAAGGACAGCUUCCCCUUAGACUUCAGCAGCAGCAGAAAUCUCUUCAGUUUCAGCACCCUCAGCAAAGGCAGUUGCAGCAACAACCAGAACAGCAACAGCAGAGAUUAAUCCAACAUCAACAAAAACAGUUUCAGGAGCAUGUUAAAAAGAUUGAUGACCAAAACUGUAUGAACAAAAAUGAUGCUGAUUUGCAACAGCAGCAACAGGCACCACCUCUUAUACCACUUGUGUCCCGUAGUGGCCGACCAAUCCGUCGCAGACAGGAGUACUUGGAAUAUGUUACUCAGAAUAUAAAAGAAGAAGACAUUGUUUCUCAUUUACCUCCACAGCUUGUGAAAGCAGAAGAGAUGGUCAUAGGUCCUGAUUUUGAGGAGGAAGAACCUGUUGAAGAAGUUCUAGAGGAUGAAGAUCAUAUGGAGGAAGAUAUGGAUUCAAACGAUGAUGAUCCAGACGACAGUGGGAAUUAUACCACAGAUGGGAAAAAGUCAUUACCACAUAAGAAGCGUAUUCCUAAGAAGUUAAAAACCACAAAAAAACACAUUAAGUGUUAUAAAUGUCAGUUUUGUGAUGAGCAGUUCACAAAUCAGCAACAAUUUAAUGCUCAUAAACAAACUCACACCCUAACUAAACCAAAGCCAUUUAAUUGUGAAAUUUGUUUGAAAGGUUUUGAUAGCCAGCUAAAAUUUUUUGAACACCUCAAGUAUCAUUAUGAACCUUACAAAAAGCAUAGAUGUGAGGUAUGUGGUGGUGAAUUUGAAAAUGCAGAUGCCCUUCAAGAGCAUUCUUUAGUGCAUUCAAGGGAACAUUUUAAGUGUGAACUUUGCAAUAAGACUUUCAGGAAAGAAAGUAUGCUUGAGGUUCAUCUAAAAGUUGCUCACAUGGAAGAAGAUGACAGUAAUACAGCAGAUAAACCUUAUUCAUGUGUUGCUUGCCCAAAGAGCUUUCGCACACAGAUGGCACUGGACAGUCAUGUUCAGACAGAACACUCUGAAAACCCGCCUGAAUUCACCUGUGAGGACUGUUACAGAGUUUUCAAGUCCAAGGCCAAGCUCAUGUCUCAUCGUAAAAUUGAACAUAAAGAAGGAAAUUCGCAAAAUAAGGGAGCACCAAAAAAGAAGAUGAAAGUGGGAAAGACUGCGAAAGGUGGUUAUGCAUGCACAUGGUGUACCAGAGUGUUUACACACAAGAACUCAUUAGUGUACCAUAUGAGGGGGCACACAGGUGAACGACCACAUCAGUGUGAGCAGUGUGGUAAAGCUUUUUAUGCAGCCAGUGCUCUAAAAGUUCAUUUGAGACUUCACAGUGGAGAAAAACCUUAUAAAUGUGACCAUUGUGGAAAGUUUUUCAGACAGUGGGGAGAUUUGCGUUAUCAUACAACUUCAGUUCACUCAGACGCAAGGCAAUUUCAGUGUGAAUAUUGUGGUAAGGACUUCAAGAGGAAGUAUUGUUUAGUGGUUCAUAGAAGAAUACACACUGGCGAGAAGAAUUACAAAUGUGAACGCUGUGGCAAGGCAUUCAGGGCUGCUUCUUACCUGCAAAACCACAAGCGUAUCCACACAGGUGAUAGACCUCAUCCAUGUCCAGAUUGUGGUAAACCCUUCCGUGCUCGAUCCGACAUGAAGCGUCAUCGCCAAACACACCAGAGAGAUGGCUCCUCCAGUGCUGUUAGUCAGCUGAACACGCAGAGUCCAUCUCCAGCUUCUCAUACUCAGGUUGAACCUCAGUUGAUUAUUGCUGAUCAAGUUCCAGUACCUGGUAGUAAUGACCAGCCCAUCAGAAUAAUGGUAUCAGGCAUAAAUGCACAACAAGUUGCUGCUGCAGUCCACCCACCUCCAGCACACAGACAGUCUCAGGUCACUGGGCCAGUGUCAGGAAAUAUUGCUACUCUUACAGCUGGACCUGUCUCCCCUGGAGGAACAACCACUUUGACACCUGAAGUCAUAAUUAUGGAUGAAACUACUAAUCAGCCAAUCAACCUUAACAUUAUACCUCGUAUGUUAGCCCAGGAAACAGUCACAUCAUCUUCACAUGCCAGUCAUAUCCAUGUAACUGCAGAUGAUGAGUACCUUGGGAAUUCAAGUCGUAAUGCUCUUGAAGUUCGAGGGGAAGAUGGAAAUAGUGUGUAUGUGUGGCAUGGGGUUUUUACUGCAUGAUUGAUGUGUCUCCAAGAAGUUUAUGGAAGGAUCAGCAGUUCCCAAUUCAUCAUCUUACAGAUAUUUUUAGAAAGUUUUAUUAACUUAUAGAUUAUUGAAACUUUUAUACCAAUAUACAAUGGCAGUUGUUUUUGUAGCACCAUUUACAGUGUAUUUACUCAUGUAGUUAUAAAGAGCCAUACAUAGCAAGACAAAUAAGCAGCCUUUUCUGUAAAGAAUUUAAGAGUUACUUCAUUAAUUGUUUCUAAAAGAACAGAUAAAAAAUAUUUCAUUAUCUUUAUUGAAAGCAACCAUAAUUAGUCUGCAGUAAAAAACACUCAGUCUUGCCUUUUUUACUGACUUACCUUGGUAGAAAAUUUGAAUAGUUAUUUUAGUGAGGAAUUUGGUAGAAAAUUUGAAUAGUUACUUAAGUAAAGGAAUUUAGUAGAAAAUUUGAAUAGUUAUUUUAGUAAAGGAAUAUGGACCAUUCUUGAAUUUCAUGAUAUUUUAUUUCUUAUUAAUUACAGUGUAUACAGAGUAAGGUAUUUUUGUAGGGAUUUAUUUUUCUUUCUUUUUUUUUUUUUUUUUUUUUUAAAGGCACAAAAGUUUUACUCUUCAUGGGUCAUGUAUAUCUUUAACAUUAAAGUUAUGGCUGCCAGUCAGGGUCAAGAGAGUCUCUUCAAAGUUGUAUAUAAGAUAAUUUUUCUGCCUAUGAGGAUACAAACCUUUGUCUUUUAUGUGCAUAUACUUUUGGUGAAAGCUGUGCCAGCCAAUGAAGCUUGGUAAUAAUGUAGUUCAUUAGUGGUAAAUAGGUAAGGCGGUGGAGGCACCGUCCACUCACUUGACAAUAAGCAUGCACUUUUUCUCUGACCAUACUGCUGUUAAGGGUUUUUUUUAUUGAAGAAAUCUGAGAAAUUUACAAAGCUCUGUGGCACUGUAUGAUAUAUUUAUGUAUAACAGUAUUGCAAAGGGGAUUUUCCAACUCCCCCUUACUGAGAUAUGUUUAUUUAAAUAACUUAAAAACAAACUUUUAAAAAUUCCUUCAAAAUAUCACUAUUGACAACUUUGCCUUCAUUCCAAAGUGAGAAACAACAUCAUAGUUACAUUAAAAUUGUUAUCGUCUCAAGAUACCUGGAAUAAUGAAAUUAAUUUUUCAUUGCUCAUGCCAGGCAUUUUGGUGCUAGUCUCUCCAAUAGCAUCUCUGUGUUUAUUGAGAAUUUUUAACAGGCCAGCAUGAAGGAAUUGUUAUUAUAAAGGAUUAGUUUAUCCAGACCUCUGAGCCUAACAACGGCUCUUCUCGGGCUGGUUAAUAAGAAACAGAAUAUAAAUUAUACUAACAAAAAAAUUCCACAAGACAGUAAAAGGGAAAAAAUGCAAAUAAGUGUAAACUAUGCCAUUUUUUUGCCCUUAUCACUAAUCUCCAUCUCCCUGCCACUCCCAACUCGAUUGACAUCUGGCAUUCCUGACCAUUCCCCAAAUUCAAGAUUUAUUAUUAUAAGUUCAUCUUUGUUGCAUAAUUGUGAGGAUGAAGAGUCAGGGUAAAGCUUAUAUAGUGCAUGAUUAUGAGGGUGAAGGUAUUAGGCUGAAGAUAAUGAAGUAUGACAAAUAUUCUAAGACAAUUUGUAUUUUUCAUAGCUACAAACCUGAGGUCUUAACAAUAAGAUAAUUUUUUGGCGCCUAGCUGGAUCUGGGUAAAUCACAGAUGAAAAGCAAGGAAUCUUUUGAGAUCUGGCAACGCGUGUGCAUAUAUUGGGUGAAAACUGGUCAAGGACCACGCACCCACACUACUGCGUUUAGUCUUUCCCAACCCAGGAUGUCUUGAAGAAGACAGAGGGGCGGCUAGAGGUGGGCAGUACAAUGUUAAGACCUCAGGUUUGUAGCUAUGAAAAAUACAAAUUGUCUUAGAAAAUUUGUCAUUUGUUCAUACGCGAACAAACCUUCAGUCUUAACAAUAGGAUAGACUUAUACUUGGAGGGAGGUACAGACAUCCUAAACUGGCUGGGGGCCUACCCACCAGUCCUGCUCCAAAAGAAAUGUCUACCGGAGAGGGACUGAUGCCCGUGAAAAGCUAGAUACAGUGAUAUUCAACAACUCGGCCACUAGGUUACAUACAAUGAUAUAUGGGAUGAAUCAUUGCAUAGGGAACUAAAGAGAAACUUUGACUGUCCAAAAAUAAACCAAUGCGCCAGGGUUCGUUACUACUCCUUACUCCCUCUUGCUAAGGAGUGAAGUAUAUGCUACCAAAUAGAGGGUUGUUUAUUUGCAAUUCGGUUGUUUAUUUGCUUACCAAGCAACCAAACUACCAGCAUGACUACCUUACUCACCUGUAUCAGACCAGUCCAGCGAAUGACGUGUGUUCCUCAACCCACCCAAAGGAAGAAGGAAAGGUACAAGAGAAAGAAAGAGACCAACCAACUCACUCAUUCUCUCAUCCACACAAUCAUCUUAGGUAAGAUACAAAUUUGCCCUUUAGGGGCAACGAUGAGUUACACAAUCUGUUGGGCAGCCACCACAGGACCCAGGGAAAACGUGUCCCUAGACCUGUGGGCAACAUCUUUAAGACAGAAGGAGGUGAAUGUGGAUUGGCGUAACCAAGUACCAGGAUCAGCAAGAGAGGGCACCAACGACACAAAGGCACUACACUAGUAUGGGGUGUGACUGUGGUAGGAGAAGAAGCAUCGGGAAGAGGAGAUGAAAAUCCCUCCCUGAAGGAAGGGUAGAAACUCUACGAUGCUCCCUCUUACUAUAAAAUAAGUUCCACUGCUCUCUAGGCCACUCACGACAUUUCGGGUAGGGAUUUGUUAUGGUACAAACAUUAGAACGACACCUAAUGCAAGUGGAGUGUGGGUCUGUCGCUGAAGUUAAGUAUAUCUUAGUUUAACCAGACCACUGAGCUGAUUAACAGCUCUCCUAGGGCUGGCCCGAAGGAUUAAAUAUUUUUACGUGGCCAGGAACCAAUUGGUUACCCAGCAUCAGGACCUACAGCUAUUGUGGGAUCCGAACCACAUUCUAUUGAGAGAAUUUCUAAUCACCAGAAACAAAUUCCUCUGAUUCCAUGUUGGCAGAGCGGGGAAUUGAACUCGUGACUACCGAACUGGUAGACGAGGACGUAACUCACCCGUUCAACAAGGAACUCUGUUGCUGGAGAAGCCAGGAAACGAGACACGGGAAACCUUGAGUUCCCAGGCACAUACGUUGGCGAGGCCAAGAAAGAGUAGAAGAAGCCAUAAUACAAGCACACACACCGAAUCACAAGCAAAAACGGGAAAAGAACCGGGUAUAAGGCCGAGAGAGGGCAACUGCGACUCUCACCCAGGUGGUUAAGAAAACGACUGAACGCAGUAGUGUGGGUGCGUGGUCCUUGACCAGUUUUCACCUGAUAUACGCACACGUUGCCAGAUCUCACAAGAUUCCUUGCUUUUCAUCUGCGAUUUAACCGGGUCCAGCUAGGCACUAGAAAAUUAUCCUAUUGUUAAGACCAAAGGUUUGUUCACAUAUGAACAAACAUAAUUUUAAGGAUGAAGAUAAUGAGUGUAAAGAUUGAAGAAUUCCCCAAAAAUUCCUUACAACCCUGGCACUUUGGUAUAAAUAUUUAAGAAAUGCAGUGUGAAUUUUAUAACAAAGUAGAUUUCAUACAGAUAGAACAAUUGUGGAAGAAGUGUAGGCUAAGGAAACUUUAGACCCACUUCAUACCCUGUCUAUAUACCAAGGAAAUUUAUUGUUGAUUCACCUUUCUAUUUUAGAUGACGCUUAUUGGUGUGAAACAAUUGCAAGGAGCACUUGGGAUAUCAGAAAAGAGCAAUUGUCAAUACCCAAGGAGGUCUCUUUAUCAUAAGAGAUUGCCAAAACACCAGCAUUUAUUAUCCUCCUUUUUUUUCCUUGUCUUUCUCCUUCUUCACCUCCUCACCUUAGGUAGCACAAACAGAAUGCCUGGAAGUUGUCCUCUGCAAGAAUGCUUAUAUGUCUCCUGGAUGACAACAGUCUUCAUUGAAGAGGGACAAUAAUCCCUGAGACCAUCUGCAUGAACUGGUGACCAUGGGUGAAACAGUUGUCUUGGUUCAUGAGCUUUCUGGCUAUUAGCCUCUGGUUCAUGAGUGUGUUUGUUUAUGGUCUCCUGCUAAGUCUUCUCAGGAGAUAUGGACUGACUUGGACUCUCCUCAUUCCUGCCUUUAUCUAUCCAGAGGUAAUGAAGGAAGUCUGUUUUUUGUGGCUACUGACCAUCCCAGUUCUUCACAUCCAGCAUAGAAUAUGCUCUUGAUCAGUUUCCAGGGCAUGGUACUGGCACAGUAUAAUCCCACCACCACUGAGUCUCAUCUAAACAGUCACCAGCAUGACUGGCUUCCUGUUUUUGGUUUUGUUGAAGGUUGGGUACUGUCCAGAACAGGACUGGUAGCAUUUGUGCCUCUUCAAAAUGGCAGUAUCAAGUGUAGUUUUCCUCUGAUCUGGUAGGACCACAGGCAGAGGAAAUGGUUAUCCCCAGUCUCUUGGAUGCCUUCUGAUCAUGACUUGUUCCCAGUAUGGUCCUUUUAGGAUAUUUGUCAUCACAAUUUUUGGAGACUGUGAAGUUCGGUUGAUGCACCUUCAUUCCACCUUGCAUACACAGGACGAUCUGGAGAAAGUAAAUUCUCUGAUCUGCAAGUCGGAGAAUUCUCUUGCUUCCAGUUGCUUCUCCAAGUGACUUCCUCGACCUCUGAUGUAUCAAUUGGCAUGUUAUACUCCUAGGGACACUAGGAAGUUAUUCAUAAUUUAUUGUUAGUCUGUGGAUUGAUGAACAACCACUCCUUAAAACUUUGUGUGAAAGGGACUGUUUUCUGUGCUGUUUAAGCAGGAGCCAUGGAGUUGAUCCAAGUUUCAUCAUGCUAGGACCACUGGCUCAACUUGAUGGCACACUUCACUUUCUCUUGUGUACUUUCUGAGGAAGAGAAGGCAAACUUUUGGAUGUUCUUGGUGUAAGGGAGGAAGGACCUAUACCUCUUGGCACCCAUUGUCACUAACCUGUGGACAAACCUGGUCAUGAAAUGCAGCAAUACAAAAUUUUUGUAGGCUGUCCUCAAGACAGGUUUCAAUUCAGAGUGGUCUUCCCUUGUGGAGAGGUUUCAAUUCAGUGGUCUUUCCUUGUGGAGAUGGAGAAGAGAUGUUCUUAUGCUUGAUGCACCUUGAUUUACCAUGCAUUAUUCUUCAAAGCCCCUCUGGUGUCUGCAAGGGUGAACAAUGCCAAAGUUUUUGAGGGCGACUAUACCAUCAUCAGGAUUGGGAAAAGGCCAGACAUAUACCAAAUCCCAAAAGUGCUUGGCAGCCUUCUUCCUCAAGGAAGGGGCAGGAGUCUUCUCAGUCUUUUCACUGUACCUCUCAGGUCUUAGUCAAAAAUGGAGGCAGUGGGGAGGAUGCUGACACUGGUGUCCCUCUCCUUCCACUGCUGGGAGGAGGGAUAUGAGGGUAGAGCUCUGGAUAAUGUGUUCUUAGAGGUUGUUACAGUCUACCUUUCAAAGACCAACUCAUGUAAGUCUUUUACUUUGUCUGCUAAGGUAAGGACAAAGCUGAAGAAAAAUGCCCUGGAACUAACUAACUAUUCACCAGGCUUAUACAAUCAGCUUUUCUUAGUAGAGAAGUUAACUGGGGUUAGAGAAUAAUGAUCACUAAAUCUCCUUUGAUUUUGUCCUUCAGACUUGGUUCAGGAUGGAAACCUUAUGGUCCAUGUUGGAUUUCAUCAGAGGGCAACUUUGGCCCUUUGAUAAACUUGAAGGGUAUAUGUAUUUCCAGAUUUUCUUACCAUUGGGAAUCUCGGAUGUACUUCCAUUUUGUCUAUGGUAGGACAGUGCUCUAGUUACAAGCUUUGUGCCUGUUGUGUUCACUCUGAUGUUUUCUUGGGCUCACUCAAAAUAGGUUUGUUACUUCAUCUCAAUGACUAUUGGUCCUACUGUCCACUGAGGUUCGUUUCCCCAAGACUGGGACUGUCUGCUCUCAUUUUGCCACUAACUAGGGACUGUGAUAAGUGGAGAAAAGUUGGAUCUUCAGCUCAAGCAGCAGGUGAAAUACCUGAGAGCACUAAUUGAUAUGAAAGCAACUAAUUUUCAAGACAAGUCUUGGUAGGGUAUUCUCAAUCACUUACCAUCCUUGGAGAAGCUUGUCCCUCAUGAGCAAUUUUAUUUGCAGUCACUUCAGUAAUGUCUGAAGUACUAUUAGUCACUUACCUCCAAUCCUCCAACAAUCCUUGUGGCUCUUUGCAAGGAAGUGAAUGAUGAUCUUGAGAGAUUGCUGGACAACAGGAACUGCCUUAACAGGAACUGCCUUAUGGGAGUUCCCACCUUCAGGGAUACUUCUGAUCUUGGACACAUUGAAGGAUUGGUGGGGUGUAAACCUGGAAGGGUUAUAUGCCUCAGGUGGGUGGAUGAAAUAAAACUUUUGCCCAUAUAUAAACAAUUUGGCAUUGCAACAGUUUUAGGAUCAGUUGAUGGACCACUUUGUAUUGCUGAUAACCAAUACUGAGGUACAUUCUGGGCCAUCAGUGCAGUGGCAGAUUAGCUUGGUUGCCAAGGGCAAGUUGUAGGAUUGGCGUGGUCCCUACAUAACGCAUAGUGGAGAGGCUAUUUGAGGACCCAUAGGCUAUGGUGAAGGACACCUUUCAGGACCCAUGGGACAAACAUUGAUAUCUUCGGUCAUUCUCACUCUCACAGUGACCCUGUUGGCUCCUCAAUGGCUACAAGUUGAGUGGUAUCCCUAUCUACUGUUGAGACACUUGAGAAAGAUUUCCCCAUGAUCAACACUACCCUGCAGCAACUUAUGCUGAGCUACCAUAUGUCUGUCUACCUCGGUAGACAAGCAAGCUCCUUCUGUUUCAGUGGCAAAUGGCUAUAACUCAGCCCCUUCCCUGGUAUUUCAGUGAAGGGCAUAGCCCUCUGUGUCUCAGUUCAGGUCCACAUGUUCGAGAGGAGCUUGGGUAGUCAUGCUCUACCAAGAACUUGGUCCUAAGUUGGUUGUAUUCCGUAGUCUCAUCUACGUGCUUUAUGACCCACCUGAGAGAGGUUUUGGAUAGAAGGUGUCAUGCUCAAGGCUUUUCUUGCUAGCCCUAACAAUGAUGGAGAGAGUAAGCAAGCUUCACAGCCUCUCAUACUUCAUUCAGCAUACCAAGGGUUGGAAGUCUAUUCUCAAUUGUUCCUGAGUUUGUGGUAAAAACUCAGAACCUGUCGGUCCCUGAUGAGAGAUUUGAAAGUAUUUUUUAUCUCUUCCCUCCUGGAAGAAAUGGUUUUAUGCCUCCCGAGACUUUCAAAAUACUAUCUUCACAUAAAUUGACAGCUUAGAUGAGUGUCAAAGACUGUUUCCCACAGGAGUAAGAUGUCUAAGAAUGCUGCCUCAUUCUGGCCUUGCUUCAUAAGGUCAUCAACUGGUGUAUGAGUCAUCAAGCAAGUAUAACAGCCAUUAACCCUAGGCAAUGGCCCACAAAGUCUCAAGCAUUGUAAUCUCUUGCAUUCAAGAGGAACUUCUUAGUGGUAGAGGUACUGAGGACAGGUGUUUGGUGCUACCGAAACACACACUCUCUCUCUCUCUCUCUCUCUCUCUCUCUCUCUCUCUCUCUCUCUCCUUCUCUCUCGCUCUCUCUCUCUCUCUCUCUCUCUCUCUCUCUCUCUCUCUCUCUCUCUCUCUCUCUCUCAAGUACCCAAUGGCCAGGCAUGCACUAGUCUGGCCAGAUGCCAGCGAGUUUAAUUCUCUUGACAGUAUACAGUAAAUACUCCCUCUAUAUCCCUUUUAAUAAGGGGUUGAGGUGGUAAAGCAUUAUUUUUAGCCGCAAUUGCAAUAUUACUACCCCCUGAGCUGGUGCUCCUGUUGUUUGAUUCUAGAGGUAUGCUAUACUCUGACACAAAGCCUUGUCAGCUUCAGUAUCACAUAUUCUAGGCUGUACAGGAGUUGUUAUUCCCCUCAUGUAUAUGACUAGGCAUUGGCUUUUUGGCCUGAAUCUCCAUACAGAAGAUGAAGUUUAUAUCCUCAGCAGCAAACUGCAAAAUUUUGAGAUAAUUUCCAUUUUUCCUAAACAUAAAAACUUCAUUCCAUUACCAAAGAGGGUAGAGAAGAUAAGAGUGGACAGCUACGCGAGUCCUUGUGGGAAAAUUGUAACCGUGGCGCUGUCCAACAGUGAGCGCAUAAAGUUGUUUGUGCUGCAUACACCAGACUAAUGUUUUUUAAGAUGAAUGUUAGCAUUUUAGUAUGUUGUAACACUAUCUCCUGAUCUUUUAUUAUUAUUUAUUAUAUAACAAUGCACUAAUGUGGAUUAAUUAUUUAAAUAUUUCAUUGGAAAAAAUGAGUAAAUACAUACAUACAGCUUAUUCUCUCUUUACCUAUAACUACUGGUGCUAAACCAGGUUUUAUUCAAAAGGUUGAAAAUUAUGGAUGGAAAAAAAUAAAUCUAUAAGGUAUAUCAGGCUAACGUAUAAACAAACUGAAACUCCUCUGUUGUAAGUUGAUAUCUUUGUUUCAUCAUACUGAAAUUUAUAUAGAUUUUAUAACACUGGGCCUGGAUGCACUAACAUUUCCGAUAGUGUAAAAUUAAGUUUUUGUUCAUUACAUUACAUUUUUGGGUUCUUUAAGGUCUUUUUCAACAUUACCUAGUCACAUUCCAGACCGUAAUUAAAUUUUUUUUUUUUUUUUUUUACUUUUUUUCUGCAACUGAUGACAAAUACAAAUAUGAUUCUAAUCAUAUUAUUCAGAAAUUAAAUGAAAAACAGGAAUAUUAUCACAAGGAAAGCCAGAAAAAUGAGGAUACAAACACUAUCGUAACUUAAGACAUCACAAGUAUCUUUAGUACAUCUGGGCCCUACACUGGAAGUAUACAUUUUCAGUAUUAUAGAUGACUGAAUUUCGUGAGUUUUUGGUGCUUUCAACCUGCAACUGAAAGACUUUUGUUUGCAUCUUUUAAAGUGUAAUGAAGGUGGAUGUGUACAAAGAGGUUGACAGUGACAAACCUGCAGUUGCUCAUAGAACUAGCUAAUAGCCUGCCCUACAGCAGUCAGUAAACAUUAUAAUCUAUAGGUAAUAAAAACUGCGAUAUAAAUAAAAAUAUAAACACACUUUCCAGUAGCCUCUUAAUUUUUGCGCUACUCCUCAAUCUCACUUUUUCCUAAUCACAUAUACACACACAAGCAUGCUAUACAUACUCAGAUAUGGUUAGUAAAAGUACACAAUUGUAAACAAAUUAAACUCAAUUAAGUAGCAGGAGGAGGAACAGACUGAGGUGGGUGGAAUGAAGUUGAGUGGAGUUCACACCUUCCUCCCCUGCUCAAAGUCACACACUUGUGCUCCUAAAUCAAUACCUUGCGAGCAUUUAACAUUUUGUGAAAGGGUGUAAUAUCAGCCAAAUUAAUUAAUCAAUUAAAUAUAUAAAAUAAUUUAAACUUUUACUUAGCACAUUUCUCCUCAUAACACUACACAACCAGUGCUCAAUUUUUACAAUAUGUAAUGUUUGUGUGACAACAGGAAUAAAAGAAGAAUGUAACGAUGCAAGAAAGAAGACAAUGAAAGAAGAGCCAAGAAUGAAGACCACCCAAAGAAGAAUCAGGAAAGAAGAAAUCUAAGUGAUUAUGACAGAGAGUUUCUGGGGAAACCCAGUUAAACAAACAAAUACAUACUGCUAUAUGAAAUAGCUUGAGCAGUACGAGAAUGCCUGAUUCACUAUAGCAACACUCAGUAACCAUUGUAGUGUCUAGACAAAACAUGGUGAAUGAAACAACCAAAGCAGAGAGUUUAGAGUAUACGUAGUAUACUCUUUAGUCAAAGGAACAACGAGAGAAUAACCAUCAACAUAUCUCAUAAUUUCGUUAGUGUUAGCUUAGUUUUGAUAAAAUGAAACUCACCUUUCCUUGUCUUUGGGGAAUUGAAUAAAUGAUAAGUCAGGCUUUUCUUUCUUGAAUUAUAAAAAUUAACUGCAGCACAGAUCUGUGUCCCCAUCAUGUUGACAUCUUUCAAACUCCCAUUACGUGCCCACCGCUAGGGGUGCCUCUGUCGCUCACAGUUACAAAGGGAAGGCACAAGUGUCCUCUCUUAUCUUCUCUAUUCUCUUUGCCAUUACCAUGUUCCCAUUUCUAACCAUCCCAACUCUUGUCCUUGUUGACGAAGGAAAAUGUGAACAUACAGUCAGAGUGAGUGGUUGGUACUCUCACCCCUUCACCGACUUACUGCUAGUUAACAACAGUACAUACUUUGUUACCAAGCUUCAAUGACCAGAUCAGCUUUUGCCAAAGAUAUUUCAUACAAAAGACUUAGGUACAUAUAUCUAAGAAAAGAAUGCAAAUUAUCUUCGAAUUCUGCUUUUUUUUUUUUUUGCAAAUAUUUCUUUACAUUUCUUGUUUCCUGUGAUAUGCUUAGAAAUCUGUUCCUUUUUAUGACCUUACAAGUAUAUUCCUAUUUGACUUGCAUCCAGUAAUAGUUCGAGAAAUUGUAAUCAGUCCGUUGGUACUAUAUAAAUAAUUGUAUAAAAAUGCUAAUCAUAUGUGAGAGUAUUUGCUGCUUGCAGAAAUAAUAAUUCAGACUGAAAGUACUCAGAGUUUUGCAAAAUAUUUUAAAAUUACCAUUUGUGACCUUUUCCAGUAAGGAUGAGAUACCAUUCAGAGGUAGACCUUUCUAAGGGAGUUAUCCUAUUGUUAGUCUAUAGUUUAACAAGACCACUGAGUUACCUUUUCAAUCUCUCAUAGGGGUUACCCACAUGAUUUAUUGUUAAGCAAGGGGUGAUAUAUGCAGCAAGAAUUGGACAGCUUGGUGGGAUAAGUAAAAUGGAGGUAGUGCAGAUGGGACCAAAGGAAUACUGCAAAGAACCUUCAGUACUGUGUACAUUGCAGUACUUGAGGUAUGCUAAGUGAUAUCCUCAUACAGUCUCUGACGGGGUGUUUUCUGUAGUUUCUCAUUGCAUAAUUUUCAGUUUUGCAACAUGACUAAAUUUCACAUUCUUCUUUGAAAGUAUUCUCAUAGACUACGGCCACUUCUGUUUUCUACAUCCCUUUUGAAGCACCAAGUAUAACCUGAGGUAUGAUGUGACUUUUUAGUGUCUGGCUCACUAGGAACAUUCAGCAAGGAAGAACACUUUUCUUUUACUUAACUGCAGGCUACUGGAAAAGAUUGAACACUCUUGGUCUGAUAGUUUUAUGGAAUGCACUUAUGCACUUUCUUUACAAGUAUGCAUUGUUCUGGGAUUUUCUGGAACCACUUUUCAAACUGCCCAAGAAGAUAACUGUUCUUUUGAAAGUGUUGCUUUAUUAACAAUCACAUUUGCAGUUUUUAAGGUAAUAUCUCAGCACAUCCAGUUCUUCUCUCUCUAUGGUUAUCUUGCGGACAUCAUUUGUGAGUGUCAUGCCCGUCAUCUUCAGCCAGAUGAAAUUCCUUUUUAUCCCAUGCAUGAGUUAAUAAAUCGACUCCAUUGCAGAUUACCAUUUCUGCCAAAUUAGGGUGAAGAUUUACCACUUAAUAUGUUAAACAUCCCAACCUUCCAAGAUAGCUAAGGUAUUGCUGACCAUGUCUGUCAGCAUUUAAGCUAUAACUUAGAAAAUCCAGAUUUGCAAGUGCUCUGGGUUUUAAUUUCUUUUGGACAUCUCUGCCAUCAGUGUCAUGCAGACCUUUAUGGCUUCCUAACAGUUUUUAGAUAACACCAAUUUUUCAAUAACUGGUUUGUUUACAGCUUUCCAUAAAAAGAUUUAUGGAUGUCCCACUGCCUCAUCAGAAUAACUGAGAAAAAAAUUAGAUUUUGAAUUGCCACAAGAUUUUUUUUUAUAUUUUUAAAGUUCUGUAACAUAUACAAGCAUUUAUUAUUUCUUCUAAUGACAGAACUGGGAGUUGCAGUGACUCAGUGACCUUCUUAUUUCACAAAAAAUUUGUAACAAUUUUCAGCAAUCUGCCUUCUCUGCCAGUGGCAGACAAAGCAUAAGAAAACACGGGAUGCAAGCAAAAAUCGUAGGAAUUACUAGGAAAUAUUUGUCAAUAUUUGAGAAAAUUAAAUGCUGUAUUUAAUUCGAGGGUUUUGGCAUUACAUUAUGACUUACUUACAUUCAAGCAUGCAGAAAAGAAGUGCGGUGGUAGUCGUUGCUUGUAUGGUUCCAACAGAAUCCGAGUGAAGACUUCAAGAUAAAGGAUAUUUUUUUAAUAUCAUUGAGUUUUAUAUUUAUAAAUCACAAUGUAUGUAACAUUUUACUGUAUCACAUGUAAUGUGCACUAGAUAAAGACGUAAUGACGCAGAAGUUUAUUCGUAGGUGUUAAGUAAUAUAAUGUUAUUUCGGUAUUUAGAAAUAUUUUUAAAUAAAAUACGUAUCUGAGACCUGUA
Messenger RNA from Macrobrachium nipponense, 15431 nucleotides. RefSeq names its product zinc finger and SCAN domain-containing protein 12-like. The record is from RefSeq and is a predicted model, not a curated record. The transcript is spliced from 6 exons. Lineage: Eukaryota; Metazoa; Arthropoda; Malacostraca; Decapoda; Palaemonidae. Bases 158 to 3157 code for a protein of 999 amino acids.